AUGUUCUUACCACGAAUGCACGAUGUGCGCACCUGUGUAUUUCUGUUGGCUCUCAUCAGUAUCCUGCUCAUCGGCAUCUGCACCGGACCCAGAGGUUCAGGUCACGAUAUCGAAAAGCUGAAGGCCUUCCAUCGCCGCGACUCAGUAGAAGUCCCCCAUGAUCCCGACUCCAUCUCUCUCCUCAACAUCUCUUCCCCGCUUGUACGCCGACAGGAUUACAGCUGCGGUCCUGGCCGACCAUGUUCCAACGGGGCCUGCUGCGGCAAGAGUGGCUUCUGCGGAUACGGGGCGACUUACUGCGGCAGCGGCUGCGUGUCGAACUGCAAUGCCGUCGCCGAAUGCGGGCAGAAUGCAAAACCGGCUGGUAAAAAGUGCCCCUUGAACACAUGCUGCAGUGAGUUUGGGUUUUGCGGAACAACCAAGGACUUCUGUACAGGAAAAUGCCAGUCCAACUGUGUCGUCAACCCAGCGCCACCAGGCGGCUCGGCCAAAGGCCAGGCUCUCAGAAGAGUCAUCGGAUACUAUGAGUCGUGGAGCUAUCGAUCUAAGUGCAACAACAAGAAGCCAAGUGACAUGCCGCUCAGCGAGCUUACUCACCUAAACUACGCAUUCGCCUUUAUAUCCCCUGGCUCCUACGAGCUUAUCCCCAUGGACGACAAGACGCCCGAGAGUCUUUUUAGGCUAACAACCAAUGUCAAGAAACAUAACCCCAGCCUCAAAGUCUACAUUGCGGUUGGAGGAUGGACAUUUUCCGACAACGGAACCGUUACGCAGCCACUUCUCGGAGAGAUUUCAUCUACAGAGGCAAACCGCCAGAAGUUUUCUGACAACGUCGUGCGCUUCUUGGACCGACACGGCUUUGACGGCAUUGAUAUCGACUGGGAGUAUCCAGGCGCCCCCGACCGCGGAGGGAAACCUCAGGACACCGAGAACUUCACCAAGCUGAUGAAGACUCUCCGUCAGACAUUUAACGCAUCUCCUCGAUACCUUGGUAUUACCUUCACUAUACCGUCUUCCUACUGGUACUUGAGAUGGUUCGAUAUGCCAGGGCUUCUCAAGUACGCAGACUGGACCAACCUGAUGAGCUACGAUCUGCAUGGCACCUGGGAUCGCAACAACCCCAUCGGCGCUAUCGCUCAGGCUCACACGAAUUUGACCGAGAUCAAGCUGGCUGCCGAGCUACUAUGGCGUGUGGGCGUCAGGCCGGACCAGGUGGCCAUCGGCUUCGGCUUCUACGGCAGGUCUUUCGAGCUGACAGAUCCAUCAUGUACUAAGCCCGGGUGCCCUUUCCGUGGAGGGGCGAGACCUGGCCCCUGUUCUGAUACGAGUGGUGUUCUUAUGCAUUACGAGAUACAGGCCAUUCUCAAGCAGGUACCGGGAGUCAAGCCCGUACACGACACAGCAGCUGCCGUCAAGUAUAUUGUCUGGGACAAGAACCAGUGGGUUUCGUAUGACGACAAGGACACGUUCCAGGUGAAGCUGGCGUGGGCGAAUUCGGUUGGCUUCAGCGGCUCCCUGAUCUGGGCCGUGGAUACCGACGAUGACCGAUUCUCGGCCAUCAGCGGGCUCCUAGGGAAGUCAGUGGCGCACGCCGAUCUCAGUAUCGCGGAUCGUUCUCUAUCUUUUACGGAAAUCAAUGUUGCCGGGUUGCUGAAUGAGGAGAGCGGCAAGUCAUGCAAGGUCUUCACGUCCCUGCCGUGUCAAGGACGUCUGGCCUGCCCAUCCGGUCCCAACAAUUACCGUUUGGUUGGCAAUGACAGAGAUGGCUGUCCAGAUUCGCCGCUCAAGAAAUGUAGUUGGCGAGGAUCAGAGCCCAACUGUAAUGGACAAUGCCGUUCUAACGAGGUCAUGAUUGCUCGAUCUGACUGGGGCGGAUUCGGCAGUAGUUUGGCCGGAAGGGAUGAAGAGAGGUGUAUCAUAGGUCUUAAGGUACUGUGCUGUGAGGCGCCGACUCGAAAGACUACUCUCUCUGGUUGUCGUUUGACAUCCUGUGGUGGAACAUGCGACGCCGGCAAUGAGAAAGAGCUAUCCCAGGUCAAAUGCCCGAAGUCCUACAAACGCUACUGCUGCCCCAAGGACUCACCUCUAUACGACUGUAGGACUAGAGGAACUACUCCCGCCGCAAUUGCCCCGCGGCAAACGCCAACGCCGACGCCCUCUGUGAAAGGGAGAUGCGAUGCGGACGAGGUCGAAAUCCCAAGUGGCAACGAUAGGCUCUCCUCCCAGGGGGCGCAGGUCUUGGACUUCAGAGGGCCGAAAACUUCGCUGCUCGGAAUACCGAACGCCUUCUGGACGAACGCAUGGCAGAGCGAGAACGCGGGGCUCGGCGGACAGUCGCCCGAGCAAUACGUGAGCAGGCACCUCGGGUCCACCAGCCAACCGAAGUCUCUCGUCCUCUUGGAAGCCCCUAUCCACACGAUCAAAGACCGCCUGGAGAGGUAUAUGCAGCCCAUUUCCGACGCGAAUUUCAAAAAGUACGUGGCUAGGGCCGUCGGGGGUGAGCAGGCGGCCGUGGAUUCAUUCUUCGCCCCAUUACGACAGACCAUUGGAGUCUUUGAGUAUCUCCAGGACCAAACAAUCGCGGCACACAUGCAGGACAUUGUGAAAAACGUCGCCAACGCGUUGGGCGAAGUGGGACGGGAGUUCCCCGAGGCUGCAGGACUAGCCGAUAUUUGGAGAGAAGCCCAUUCUCACUAUUUCGAGCAGGUCUCUGCACACGCUAGAGCCCUCAUGAACCGCCGGAUCAGCGAGCUGAGGGCCAGUUUCGAAAGCACGACUUUGCCGUAUCGAGACGGAGUGCUUGACGAGUUGGAUCGGAUGCAAGAAUCGGUCCCGUAUCUGAGGUAUCCCUGGGAGCAAGGAGGGAACUCGCUCAACGGCAAUGAUGCAGAUGCCGGCCAGAGUUCCGGGACGGAUCCGAACGCCGGUCAGGGUUCGGGCAACGGUCUGAGGAAAUUAGUUGUAGCUUGA
Molecule: messenger RNA, 2970 nt
Organism: Colletotrichum karsti
Lineage: Eukaryota; Fungi; Ascomycota; Sordariomycetes; Glomerellales; Glomerellaceae
Product: bacteriodes thetaiotaomicron symbiotic chitinase
Exons: 14
Coding region: 1-2970 (989 amino acids)
Biological process (GO): carbohydrate metabolic process
Molecular function (GO): chitin binding; hydrolase activity, hydrolyzing O-glycosyl compounds
Source: RefSeq, a predicted model, not a curated record